Penicillium verhagenii is the source of this 456-nucleotide messenger RNA. RefSeq lists its product as uncharacterized. The transcript has a single exon. The coding region runs from base 1 to 456 and encodes 151 amino acids. The record is from RefSeq and is a predicted model, not a curated record. NCBI's taxonomy places the organism in Eukaryota, Fungi, Ascomycota, Eurotiomycetes, Eurotiales, Aspergillaceae.
AUGGUUUUCCAACAAUCAAGCACCUCUGGUGGAGGUUCUUACACAGAAAUGGCACCCACAAGUACCUCGAUUCCGAAUAACACUGGCAAAAAGAAUGCAAUCACCCCAAAGCCACACCCCGACCAACGGAAUCAGGCCUCCUCUUAUCUGAGCUACGAUGAUCUAGCCACAAUGCCGACAGACAAAGCUACAGACAUGCCACGCUCCACUUCCGACCGCGGACAGACGAGUGAUUCGAUGUCGGAUAGUCUUGAGUCGAAGAGUUCCUACCUAGGAACAAGUUCCCUGGGUCGUUCCUCAGGCCCAAGAGAUAUCAAGCCCCAGGGGUCUAACUCGAGUGAAUAUGAUCGCUUUGUUGGCGAUAAUGAGUUGGAUAGGGAGGGUAUUGAUAGAGAAAUGGGUGUCCACCAGGUAAGAAUGACCGACCUGCUGCUGUGGCAUCAACGCAUCUGCUGA